UUUUUUUUGCCCUUUUCUUUGCUUAUAAAUACACAUGAAUAAAGAAGAUAUACCUGAAGACGCUAAUCAACACUGUCCUGGACCAGAAAGUGAUACAGCUGGAAAAGCAGAUGCUUGUGCAGGUUGCCCUAAUCAACAAAUAUGUGCAACUGCGCCCAAGGGACCAGAUCCAGAUAUUCCAGUGAUUACCGAAAGGCUGUCUAAUGUAAAGCACAAGAUACUUGUCUUAUCCGGAAAGGGGGGAGUAGGCAAGAGUAGCUUCACUUCUCAGCUAGCCUUUGCUCUGGCCAACAAUGAAGACUGUCAAGUAGGUGUAAUGGAUGUCGAUAUCUGUGGUCCUUCGAUACCUACUAUUAUGGGUGUUGUCAAUGAACAAAUCCACUCGAGUGGUACAGGAUGGCAACCAGUCUAUGUUCAAGACAACUUGGCGGUCAUGUCUAUUGGAUUUAUGCUGCCUGAUAAAGACGAUGCAGUCAUCUGGAGAGGACCCAAGAAGAACGGCCUGAUUAAGCAAUUUUUAAGGGACGUUGAUUGGGGUCACUUGGACUACCUCUUGGUUGACACCCCACCUGGCACUUCGGAUGAGCAUUUGUCCUUAGGCUCUUUUCUUAAACCAAGUGGUCUUGAAGGCGCAGUAAUCAUUACAACGCCUCAAGAGGUCGCUCUUCAAGAUGUACGUAAAGAAAUUGACUUUUGUAGAAAGGCAAAGAUUCCCAUCUUGGGAUUAGUAGAGAAUAUGUCUGGCUUUGUCUGCCCUAACUGUCACGGAGAGUCUGUGAUAUUCCCGCCUACGACAGGUGGAGCAGAAGCAUUGGCUAAAGAAUUUAGCAUACCUUUGCUUGGUAGAAUACCCUUGGAUCCAAGAGUGGCUAAAAGUUGUGAUAUGGGUGUAUCAUUUUUGGAUGAAUAUCCUGAUUCACCUGCAUGUAUUGCUUAUGAAGAUAUUAUAGAAAGAUUAAGACAACAAGUAGAGAAAUAAAUUUCUAUAUACAAAAUGAUACUGUGUUUAUAUUUAUUACAUGUACACACGCAUACACACACAAUAACACACAAACAC
This is a messenger RNA of Rhizopus microsporus ATCC 52813, 1057 nucleotides long. Its product is annotated as putative NBP35-nucleotide-binding protein. The record is from RefSeq and is a predicted model, not a curated record. Gene Ontology annotation, molecular function: ATP-dependent FeS chaperone activity; 4 iron, 4 sulfur cluster binding; ATP binding. Gene Ontology annotation, cellular component: cytosol. Bases 35 to 979 code for a protein of 314 amino acids. The transcript has 4 exons. NCBI's taxonomy places the organism in Eukaryota, Fungi, Mucoromycota, Mucoromycetes, Mucorales, Rhizopodaceae. Gene Ontology annotation, biological process: iron-sulfur cluster assembly.